This is a messenger RNA of Styela clava, 2401 nucleotides long. RefSeq names its product sodium-coupled monocarboxylate transporter 2-like. The record is from RefSeq and is a predicted model, not a curated record. Gene Ontology annotation, molecular function: symporter activity. Gene Ontology annotation, cellular component: membrane. Gene Ontology annotation, biological process: transmembrane transport; sodium ion transport. NCBI's taxonomy places the organism in Eukaryota, Metazoa, Chordata, Ascidiacea, Stolidobranchia, Styelidae.
AGGUGAUAUUUGACCUACGUUUGAUUAUGAUAAGUGCAAGAGAAGCAACGUAAUAUGGAAUCUACAAAAAAGUACUUUCAAGCAAUUGACUUUGUUAUAUUUGGUGCAAUGCUUCUAUUGUCAACGGCAAUUGGAGUAUUUUUUGCAUAUCGUGAUAGGAGAACUCAGUCGACCGAUAAUUAUUACUUUGCAAGUAAAAGUAUUUCUCCGAUUUUGAUUUCCAUGUCGUUGUCGGUUUCGUUUAUUUCUGCUAUUACAGUAAUUGGUCUUCCCGUUGAAAUUUAUUUAUUUGGAACAGUAUUUGUUUGGAUGAAUGCUGCACAUGUGAUAGGAAUACUUGCCGGGUCUAUUUAUUACAUUCCACUUCUGCAUAGGCUUCAACUAAAAAGCGUAUAUGAGUAUUUUAAUCUUCGCUUUCACCCCAGAAUAAGAACGUUGACAUCGCUUAUGGCAAUAUGGAAAUUGAUUCUCUACAUGGGCGUAACAAUAUACUUGCCAGCACUGGCAUUGAGUGCUGUCACACCCCUUCAACUGAAUUGGAGCAUAGCAUUAACAAGUAUCGUUUGUACAUUCUACACCAGUAUUGGUGGGAUGAAAGCGGUCAUAUGGACUGAUGUUUUGCAAGCCAUGAUUAUGUUGGCAGGAAUGCUUGCGGUGUUCAUCCAAACAACUAUAGUCCUGGGUGGAUUUGGUCCUGUGGUCGAAGCAGUUGAACGUGGACAGCGGAAUAAUAUUUUCAAAUUCGAUGGCGACCCUCGCAUUCGAAGUACUGUAUGGACAUUACUUCUAGGAGCGGGAAUGAAUAAUUGUUUUAAAACUGGAUGCAAUCAAGUAUUCACUCAGAGAUAUUUGUCAUGUGGUUCAGUGAAAAACGCAAGAAUAGCUCUAUGGUUACAGCUAUUUCCGGGAGUCAUAUUUUCUUUGUUGGCCGUGGGUAACGGUCUGCUUAUGUAUACAUUUUAUGAAGGAUGUGAUCCUUUGUCAGCAAAACUUAUAACUAAACCCGACCAGACGAUGCCGAAAUUAGCGUUGGAAAUAUUUCAAAAUACUCCUGGAAUGGCUGGUCUAUUUGUUUCAGCUGCAUACAGCGGCUCCUUGAGUACAAUUUCUUCAGGCGUAAACGCUUUAGCUGCAUUAGCGUUGAUGGAUUUCAUUCUUCCCUGCUUUCCUAAGAUGUCGUCAAACAGGAAAGUUAUUUUAAGCAAAGCUUUGACUAUUUUCUUUGGUUUUCUGGUGAUGACUAUUGCAUAUCUCGUCUCUCUGCUCUCAGCAAAUAUAAUCCAGAUUACGUCUUCUAUAACUGGUUCAUUAGGAGGUCCUUUGUUUGGUGUAUUCACAAUGGGACUUUUCAUGCCUUGGAUAAAUCAUUGGGGAGCCUUGGUUGGCUUGGUGGGUGGUUGGUUAUUCACGGGUUGGGUUGCGAUAUCAGCACUAUUUUUGGCGAGCUUCCCAGACACGAAAAGGAAACUUCCCUUGUCUACUGAUAAAUGCCCUGCGUUUAAUUCGACUGUGAAUUCUGAUACAACUGCGUUGAUGAUGGAGGCUUCAGGAGAAGAAUAUACAACGUUUGCCUCAAUGGUUUCAUCUCCUGCACCAGAAAACGGGCCCAUUUUACACUAUACUCUGUAUUCAAUUUCACCAUUUUAUUACGGCAUACUUGGAUGUACCGUCUGCAUCAUACUUGGUCAUAUAUGUUCACUUAUCACAGGCUUCAACAACCCGUCAAAAGCAGAUCCGAGGCUUUUUGUUCCGAUUUUACCCUUCAAAUUAUUCCGUUUCGGUGUUCCUGAACUUCCACCCGAAGACGACACUUCGUCUCUGACACCAAAAGAAGAAAAAUAUAAAAAGGCUUUGCUUUAUGAUAGAGAAGACAAUAAUUGCUCCCCAACUGCCCCUAUAUGGAAAGAAAUAGGACAGAAUGGGAAAACAUAACGUCAAAAGAUAUUGAUUCCAUUUAAACCUGGGAACGACGUACCCAAGCGAAGACUAUGUUUACACUAUAACUCAAAGAUUUCUUUUGAAGAAUUCAACGAAUGUGUAAAUGUGUUUUGUAUUAUAGUCUAUUUCCGUUCACAUUGUACGAAAUAUUUCAAAACUUUUUUAUUGUCAUCAUGAGAUAUGGAUACUAUUGAACUUUAAAUUGAUACUAGAAUAAGAAUAUUUUAACUUUUAUCUAACAAAGAUUAAUUAGGCAUUAUAGGUAAAACAACAUUCUGCAAAUUGUACAAACUUUCGAUUUUGUUCAAGUUCUAUUUAAUCUGUAUGUAUAUUUUAGGAACAAUAUUUAUUGCAUAUUCGAUAUAGUUUUUGUAAUUAGGCUUCCGUACAUGCAGAGAAUUGCAACACUUUUAGUCGUUGUAUUCCCAAGCCACGGCAUACAAUUUUAAUACGAUAUAAUAAA